GGACUGGGGGUGAAUUUAAAUUUUAGAGUAGAGUGCCUUGAUACUAGCUACGGUAGAGUACUAUGGCAAUUGGCACGAUUGUGGUCACUCGCCCGCCCGGUAACUGUGGAGCAAACCUUCGUCCGCAUGCCUACUCUACUCUACCUAACCUGUUGCUGCCGCUGCUGCUACCUGUGAUAGUUGGAUGGAUGGAUGGACGGGCCCCAUCAUGCGUACUUCACAUACCUGGGUGGGUAAAAGUACUUGGCUGGCUAUCUACUGUGCCGCAAGCGCAUCACGGCAGCUAACUCGGCCUGGAGGCUGGAAUGCCCAAUUCCCUUUCCCUUUCCCUUUCCCUUUCCAUAUACCAACACGAAUCCCGGCCGGUUCCAACUCUAUGUACAGUACACGCAGACGGGUUAGAUGUCUACUAUCAUACCACAUACCCAGUAGAGUACCUAGUACCCAUCCUCACCCCAACCCCAACCAAACCAUGGAUACUCUACAUACCUGUUGGUUUUUAUGUCUUAUGCUAUGCCAUGCUAUCCAGCAUUCUCCCCUACAUACCUUGCCAUGUCUUGCCCUGCCCUGCCCUGCUGCCCAGUGCCCGGUGCCCGCGUCUCUCUCCUCCCGAGUCUCUUCUCGACCAAGUAUCCGAAAGUCGUGUUUCAAAGCCCUGACAGGCAGGCAAUGCAGCGCAGCAGCAGCAGGUCUCGUUGGAUUUCGGGCAGAGACGUUGGCGGCGGAGGAGGCAGAGGACGGACCACGCGCUCCCACUGUCUCUCCCACUGUCUCUCCCACUCUCACUCCCACUGCCACUACUGCUGCCGCAUCGUAGACUCGUAGUAUCGCGGCCAAUCACGCGCGCAGGAAUAACGAACGACGGUUCGGGAAAGCCCUGACCCCCCGCUGAUU
Tricharina praecox is the source of this 894-nucleotide messenger RNA. RefSeq lists its product as uncharacterized. The record is from RefSeq and is a predicted model, not a curated record. The transcript has a single exon. Bases 185 to 817 code for a protein of 210 amino acids. Lineage: Eukaryota; Fungi; Ascomycota; Pezizomycetes; Pezizales; Pyronemataceae.